This is a messenger RNA of Sander lucioperca (pikeperch), 2563 nucleotides long. It is a transcript of the gene mif4gdb, whose product is annotated as MIF4G domain containing b. Gene Ontology annotation, cellular component: cytosol. Gene Ontology annotation, molecular function: protein binding; translation activator activity; RNA binding. The coding region runs from base 559 to 1239 and encodes 226 amino acids. NCBI's taxonomy places the organism in Eukaryota, Metazoa, Chordata, Actinopteri, Perciformes, Percidae. The record is from RefSeq and is a predicted model, not a curated record. Gene Ontology annotation, biological process: regulation of translational initiation. The transcript is spliced from 6 exons.
UGGCGGGCGGUUGUAGCGUAAAUGUAGGUAACGUUGUGUUAAGUAUAAAACUUGACGCUAACGUUACUCGUCUAUAACGCUAACGUUAGGUUUCUGCAAUUGAGAAGAAGCACACAAGCUAGCUAAUUCUAUAUAAGUCAACGCUAGUUAUCUAUUAACGUUAGUGUGUUCACAACAAGACGUAAAGUUGUGUUAACGCUUCAUAUUUACUCUCGUUAACCCAGCGAUAAACCCAAAUAACGUUACCCAAGUUGACGUUUUACGUUAGCUAACGUUAGAUGUAACGUUAACGUAAAGUAGCGUAAGUUACGUAAUGAGCAUACCUCACAAUUUAAAAGAAUGUUUUGGGGUAUUGGGUGGCCUUUUGGUUGACCCGCGUGUGCCCAUAUAAUCCCUCCUAUCCCUCAGUGAAUGAGCUGUGGCUGCAGCCAGUUUGAUGACAGUACAGGAUUUUGCCGUCAUUGUUGUCACACAAAUUGUUCUGCGGUCUCUGUAAUGUAUUUUGUGCCUAAGCUUGAAGCAGAACCUCAAUUGUGACAGUCUUAAGGUGUAAUUUGGAUGCUACCAUCUAUCAUGGAAAACACCACUGAUGACUACAGGAUCCAGUCAUUUGACCUGGACACACAGAUGUUGCUGAAAACAGCCUUGAAAGAUCCAAGUUCAGUGAACCUGGAGAAGGUAUCCGAUAUCAUCAUGGAUCAGUCGUUAAAGGACCAGGUGUUCAGCAAAGAAGCUGGACGCAUCUGCUACACCAUUGUGCAGGCCGAGGCCAAGCAGAACAAUGGAAAUGUGUUCAGGAGAAAUUUGCUGAACCGGCUCCAGCAGGAGUUCAAGAACCGCGAGGAGACGAGGGGGCGCUCGUUGCAGGAGUGGGUGUGCUACGUCACGUUUAUCUGUAACAUCUUCGACUACCUCAAAGUGAACAACAUGCCGAUGGUGGCUCUGGUGCAUCCUGUGUAUGACUGUCUGAUCCGGCUGGCCCAACCAGAUGCUCUAAUGAAUGAGGAGGAGGUGGACUGUUUGGUGCUGCAGUUGCAUCGCAUCGGAGAGCAGCUGGAGAAGGUGAACAGCCCUCGGAUGGACGAGCUGUUCUUCCUGCUGCGGGACGGCUUCCUGCUACAGGAGGGCCUCACCUCCAUGGCCCGUCUGCUGCUGCUGGAGAUCCUGGAGUUCAGAGCUGGAGGCUGGCUGCUCAGCAGCACCGCCCACAAGUACUACUACAGUGAAAUAGCUGAUUAGGAUUGUUGCGAGGACAAGGGUGCUGGGCAGUUGUGUUUGCAGGUGUGUUACCCAACCUUGGAUACCUCUCCUCAGGCACCCACCCCCGAUUAUAAAAAAAACAGCAAAUUCACGAAGGACAAUCCUGCAGGUUUUGAGAAGAUGGCGGUUCAUAAACUGUAAAAAGACUUUUUGAUUUUGCUGGGUUGUUCCAUGCGUUUGAUAAUAUUACUGAGACAUGGUGCAGUGGAUGUGGAAUGUGCAAUAGUUCACAAGGUGUUGAAGUUAAGUUAACAAGGUUUAGCCACAUUCAGGUACACUUUGUUUGUGUUUGUUGAGGUUUGAUUACAGCUAAAGAGGCUGAAGAUAUUUUUUAUUUAUUUAUUUUUUUUAAUUGAUCUUGCAGGCAUUCCUUUUUUGAGAAAACAUUUUAAAGUCCAACUUAUUUUUUUACCAAAUCCAAAAAGGACUUGGGACAGACAUUCCAGUCAGAUGCAAGCUGAUUUGGUCCUUGCUUUACUUUUUAUUGUUGUGUGACCAACUUUAAUUAAAAAAUCAAUAUUUUAAUUAUUUAGUUAAAUAUUUUUCAGUGUAGAAUUUACAUUUUUACAAAAGGUUUGAAAUGCAGUUCAGAGGAAUUUUCUUCCCAUUUGUCCUGUAGGAUUCCUGUGUUACUGUUAUGUUAUGUUACAUGUGUAAAGUGCAGUACAGUGUUUGUUUCCUAAUUCAGGGACUUUUUAUUUUUUUUAAUUUAUAUGGCUCAACUUAUAAAUAGAAGACCAAGAGAUUGGUUACAGUUCAUAAUUGAACUAUGUUUCUACAGAUAAGUCAAUCAGAUAUCCAAUACAUUUCUGCAAUCACAAGUUUCAUUUGUUUAACAACUCGUGCCAAAUUAUAACAAGAACAUCAUCAUCUAAACUACUUCUUAACAAAGCCUAAGCUCUUAUCUUGUUUGUAGUUGAGGUGCUGGAGGACAGUGGUGGAAGAAGUACUAAUGCCACAAAAGUAGCAAUGCCACAGUAACCAAUAGUAUAUAUAUUUAUUUAUUUAUUUACAUUCUAACUAUUGAUGCAUUGAUCUGUAAAUAAUUUACAUUUAAUGUUGCAGCUCGUCAAGGCAGGGCUCAUUUUAAUUACUUUAUAACUGCAGGGUAGCUUGUGAAUUUCCCCUCUUGGGAUUCAUUAAGUUCUAUCAUAAUCAAACACAACUUAUUUGUUGAUCAUAUUUUGUAUUAUUAGUCUGAAUCUGCAUAUUAACUUUAACUAAAGCUGUCAAAUGUAUGGCAGUAUUUUGAGUAAAUAUAUGCUUAGUUAUUUUCCACCACUGCUGGAGGAGUAGGUAUUUA